AUGAAUUCACAAGUCAGUGCAAUAGAUAUUAGGGAGGGAAAAAGUGAGAAGGAAUUAAACACAGUUUUCAAGAUUCAUGAAGUAAUACUGCCAACAGGAAAUUAUGCAAGAAAAAAUCUUCUUGGUUUCAAUGACAAGAUAGGAAACAAUAGACCUGUUCGUGUACCUGUUAGAAAAAGAAACUGUUUACAGCCAUGGGUUAUUGGCUUAAUCACCUUUAUAUCCCUGAUUGUUCUGGCAGUAUGCAUUGGACUCAUUGUUCAUUAUGUGAGAUAUAAUACCCGGAAGCCCUACAAUUAUUACAGUACCUUGACAUUCACCAGUGACAAAUACUACUAUGAGUUCGAUAAAGAAGCUACCACAAGCUUCACAGAAAUGAGUCAGAGGAUAGAAUCGAUGGUUAAAAAUGCAUUUUAUCAAUCCAGUUUAAGGAGAGAAUUCAUCAAGUCCCAGGUUAUUAAGUUCAGCCCCCAGGAGCCUGGAGUGGUGGCCCACAUGCUGAUGAUUUUUAAAUUCCCCUCUACACAGAAUCCUGAAUCCAUAAAAAAAAUAAUUCAACGUGUGCUGCAUGAGAAACUCCAACAUGCAACUGGGCCCCCCAAAGUAGACCCUUCAUCAGUUGUGCUCACAGAUAUCAACAAGACAGAAACGGAUAACUAUCUGAAUAACUGCUGUGGGACACGGACUAGCACAAGUGACAGGAUAGUUGGGGGAAAUGCAGUAGAACAAGAAGGUGAAUGGCCCUGGCAGGCCAGUUUGCAGUGGGAUGGAUCUCAUCGUUGUGGGGCAACCUUGAUCAAUGCCACGUGGCUUGUCAGUGCUGCUCACUGCUUCAGAAAUUAUAAGGACCCAUCCAGAUGGACUGCUUCUUUUGGUUUGACAAUAAAUCCCCCCAAAGAGAGGCAAGGCAUCAAGAGGAUUAUUGUUCAUGAAAACUACAAGUAUCCAUCCCAUGACAAUGACAUUGCUGUCCUGGAGCUUUCUAAACCUGUUCCUUACACAAACGCUGUGCAUCGAGUGUGCCUCCCAGAUGCAUCUCAUAAAAUCAACCCAGGUUCUCUGGCAUAUGUCACAGGAUUCGGAGCACAGAGAAAUGAUGGUACUAGUGUAAACCAUCUUCAGCAAGUACAAGUGAAUAUCAUAGAUACUCAAACUUGCAACCAGCCACAAGUUUACAACAAUGCUAUUAGCCCUGGAAUGAUAUGUGCUGGCUAUUUAGAAGGAGGAAAAGAUGCUUGUCAGGGUGACUCUGGUGGACCUAUGGUCAGUUCAAAUUCUAGAGAAAUCUGGUAUCUUUAUGGCAUAGUCAGCUGGGGUGAUGAAUGUGCACAACCAAAUAAGCCAGGUGUCUAUACUCGAGUGACUUUUUUUCGUGAUUGGAUUGAAACCCAAACUGGUAUCUAA
Dromiciops gliroides (monito del monte) is the source of this 1404-nucleotide messenger RNA. RefSeq names its product transmembrane protease serine 11E-like. Gene Ontology annotation, molecular function: serine-type endopeptidase activity. Gene Ontology annotation, biological process: proteolysis. The record is from RefSeq and is a predicted model, not a curated record. Gene Ontology annotation, cellular component: extracellular region; plasma membrane. Lineage: Eukaryota; Metazoa; Chordata; Mammalia; Microbiotheria; Microbiotheriidae.